Setaria italica (foxtail millet) is the source of this 1473-nucleotide messenger RNA. Its product is annotated as putative F-box/LRR-repeat protein At5g02930. The coding region runs from base 1 to 1473 and encodes 490 amino acids. NCBI's taxonomy places the organism in Eukaryota, Viridiplantae, Streptophyta, Magnoliopsida, Poales, Poaceae. Gene Ontology annotation, molecular function: protein binding. The transcript is spliced from 3 exons. The record is from RefSeq and is a predicted model, not a curated record.
AUGGCCGACGGAGAGGGAGACGCCGGCCUCCGGCGCCUCGCUCCCGGGGAGGACAGCAUCAGCGCUCUCCCGGACGAGCUGAUCCAGGCGAUCCUCGCCUGCCUCCCGUCCACCGCCGCCGCGGCGCGCACCAGCGCCGUCUCCCGGCGCUUGCGCCGCGUCUGGACCGGCGUCCCGGCGCUCUCCUUCCAAGUGGAGGAACAGAGGCCGCUGCGCGCCUAUUCAUCCACCGCCGACGCCGUCGACGCCGCCCUCGGUGCCUACUCCGCCUCCGCCACGCUGAACCGCCUCACCAUCGACGUGGUCGGCGCAUCGCCGCCCGCGUCCCGCAUCGACCCGUGGCUGCGCUUCGCGUCGCUGCGCCUCGCCGGCGAGCUUCGCCUCUCUAUGGCAGGCGUCCCCUUCAAACAGACGACGCUCCUGAUGUUCAUGCAGCCGAUGAUCCCGAUGGUCAGCCACAUGCAGCAGCUCGAGCUGCCGGCCUGCGAGAGGGCGACGCGCAUCGAUCUCGCCGGGAUCAACUUCGCGCUUAACCUGCCGGCUGCCGGCGCUUUCACGGCGCUGCGCGUCCUGAGGAUCAACGUGGCCCAACUGGUGCGAGGCGACGUCGGCCACCUCGUGUCCACGCAGUGCCCGCGCCUGCGUGAGCUUGAGAUGUGCGACGUGGCCACCGUCACCGCCGGCCUCUCCAUCAGCUCCGCGUCGCUCGAGAGGCUUGUGCUCAGACGUGCCAGCCUCGGGAUGAAAGGACGGAUCGAUGUCGCCGCCCCGAGGCUGUACUACCUGGCUUUGGACAACUGCGGCAACAGGUCUGCCGCAGCCACCAUCACCACCACCAUGCUGGCCGAGCUGAUUUGGAACCAUGCCUACAAACCUAGCCACCAUAGCCUUGAGGGGGCUGAUCGCCAAAUCUACAGGCUGGUAGCCACCUGCGGGUCCAACAGCGCAGCCCUGUUCAAACGGUUUGAUGCCGUCGACGAGCUGUGCCUCCGUUUGUCCAUGCCAUCGAAGGAAGACGAAUACAAGAAGUUCCUCCAAGAUCUGGACAAGCUUCCCAAGACCAGGGUUUUAGAAGUGAAAGGGGUGUCAACAAAGCGACAUUUGGAACCAACUAUGAUGCAUCUCCUAAGGAAGCAUAGCAGGCUAACAAAUAUUAAGGUCGACCUCUUCCAAGCAAACUCGAAGGAAAUAGAGUGCCCACCUGUCUGUAGCUGUAUUCCGCCGGAGAGCUGGACAACUGACGACGUCGUCCUGGAUUCGCUCGAGGAGGUGGAGAUCAGCAGCUUCACCGGAGCUCCGGAGGACAUCGAGCUCCUUAAGCUGUUAUUCAGGUGCAAGAUCAUGAUUAGGAGGCUGACCAUUCACACAAUGUCAGGCAUUUCUUUGAGCUACGAGAUGCAGAAGCAUAUCUGGGGACUCGCACGCCCACACUGCAUCAACCUCGAGUUUGAAACGAGGCAGUUCUGGAGUUAG